CUCUCUCUCUCUCUCUAUAAUCUCCUUCGAUCGAGAGCUGUUUCUUGUUGGAAAGAGAAGAUAAUCUCAAAUCGGUUGCUAUAAUUCGUCAUACAUCAAUCGCCAAUUAUUGGAUAAUUGAAUGUUCUAAUGGAAUCGAAAGCUGGGAAGAAGUCUAGCAGUAGUAGAUCCGUGUUUUACGAAGCUCCCCUAGGAUACAGCAUUGAAGACGUUAGACCAAACGGUGGAAUCAAGAAAUUCAGAUCUGCUGCAUACUCCAACUGCGCUCGCAAGCCUUCCUGAGAUUUAUCAAGUGUCGAAUUAAAACCACACAUACAGUGAUUUUAACAGAAUAGAGCCAUCAACCUUCAAACUCUGCCCUCUUUAUUUUAUUCCUUCCUCAUCUUUUUUACUCCCUCUCUGAACCAUCACUUUUAUCUCACUAAGCCGAAAUGGAAAUGCCUGCCUCAGCAAUCGGCUUCGAAGGCUAUGAGAAGAGGCUCGAGAUUUCAUUUUCCGAGCCUGGUGUAUUUGCUGACCCUUCUGGGUCCGGACUUCGAUCCCUUUCGAAGUGCCAGCUGGAUGAAAUCUUAGACCCAGCACAGUGCACCAUUGUCUCAUCUCUCAAGAACGAUGAUGUGGAUUCCUAUGUCCUAUCCGAGUCCAGCCUCUUUGUCUACCCAUACAAGAUCAUUGUGAAAACUUGUGGGACCACCAGACUUCUGCUUUCAAUCCCACCCAUACUCAAAAUGGCCGAUACACUCGGGCUGACUGUGAGUUCCGUUCGCUACACCCGCGGCAGUUUCAUAUUUCCAGGCGCCCAGCCGUUUCC
Molecule: messenger RNA, 811 nt
Organism: Erythranthe guttata (spotted monkey flower)
Lineage: Eukaryota; Viridiplantae; Streptophyta; Magnoliopsida; Lamiales; Phrymaceae
Source: RefSeq, a predicted model, not a curated record